Haliotis rubra (blacklip abalone) is the source of this 2308-nucleotide messenger RNA. RefSeq lists its product as uncharacterized. The record is from RefSeq and is a predicted model, not a curated record. Lineage: Eukaryota; Metazoa; Mollusca; Gastropoda; Lepetellida; Haliotidae. The transcript is spliced from 5 exons. Gene Ontology annotation, molecular function: protein binding. The coding region runs from base 243 to 1331 and encodes 362 amino acids.
UGAAACAGCGUGUGCUAUUUUUGGAAUCCCACUCACUUCGGACGAACACUGCAAGUGUUCGUAUAUAGUCACAAUAUUUGAUAGGAUCUGAGCAUUGUGUGCCCAUUACACGGAUAUGUGGAUGUUGGUGUGAAUGUUUAAGUCUACGUGAAAGAGCAUGUUCACUAUGCAAUGGAAAACAAGAGGAUCUUCAAACUCACCGACUCAGUGACUGAUCUAACCAGUCGGGGGCGUCGGCCGACAUGGAUGAAUUUCCGUGUUACAGUCAGUUUGAACGGGAUUUUUACAACUUUCUACAGAGACUGAAAAGAGAGCAGGAGGAUGAGCUGGAUGAGCUGGCCCAUGCCGGGAGAUUGGAGUUGAUGAGGGAGAAGCUGGACAGACUGAUAGAAGAAGCUGCUGAUGAUGCAUCAUUCAAAUACCGCCCAGAUUCAACCGGCACCGAAAUCUCUCUUCUAGAAAAACUACAAACUGUUUCAAAAUUACGAAAUGACCCUGUGUUCCAAGAAAAAACACCAGAGCCUUUGAUUGAACCUAAAGUAAAAUGGCACCCACCCCCACAUGAUAGUCCAGUAGGUGCUGCUGCUCCUGCUGCUGUUGGUGUGGAUUACUCUACAUCCAGUGAUGAUGAUGACUCUGAACCUGGUUUUAGUUCUCAGGAUGUAAACAAGUGUGCGGGAGUUGAUGGCGAUGUUGUUGCAAGGAAGCAAUAUAAAGAUCUGUCGACACUGGAGAACUCACUAGUCCUUGAAGAUUACAGUGACAGCUCAGACUCAGAGUCGGAAUAUAGGCUAAGUGAAGAUAUAGUCGCCUUGCAGAGAGACCAGUGGAAUGCCAUCAGUGAUGAACUGUUUAAGACUGUUGAAGAAAAGAGGAAAGUGAGCAACAUUGACACCUUAUUCAAGAACAAACUGACCAUAGCUCUGGGAGGUGGUCCAGAUCAGAAGAUGAGAGAAUGCAAGAACGACAACGAGGCUGACCACCGGAUGUCUGUGAAGGAUUUAGGGCAGUGCUACAUCCACAUAGGUCUGGCUGAGGUGCACAGAGGGAAUGCUGACAAGGCCAGCGUGGCCUACCAGGAGGCCUUGACCAUCGCCCGGGAGGAAGAUAGCAAGGAGCUGCUGUGGUCUGCUCUGGAGGGGCUUGGUGUGGUGGAGAAUAUGAAGGACCACAAGGACGAGGCAGUCAUGUACUUCAAAACUGCCCUGGAAAUACUUGACAACGAGUGGUCAACAACUGCAGUCACCUCUGUCCAAGAUCGUCUAACAGCCCGGAUGGCUACUUUGGGCUAUGGGGAUGAAAGUGACAAUCUCACACUGCUUGGAGAGUGAAGCCCUGAUGUUUAUUCUGCUCAGUCUGUACUUGUGUGGGUAUCUCACUGUUUACAGUUGUAUUAUUACUGCGUAUGGUUUCAUACAUCAGCUAUUUUCACUCAGUCCUUCCUACAGCCAAGGUCAAUGCUUACACUCAAAAAAUCUUAGCUCCAGAUUUGAUCACAUGCAGCAGACAGGGCUUGACGUCAUAGAAAUGCACAUUCACUUUGAUUUCAUGUUGUUAUCAACAAAGAUAUGUGAAUAAUUUUCGAACUUAAUUUUUAUAAACUAUUCAGAUGAAAUUAUUUUCUCAAAUUUCAAGUAACCUUCCUGGUGCUGUGUGGAGAAGGCUGUAACCAAGAGGCUUCACAAGUCCACCCCAGCACAGGGUAGACCACAUGAAUCUGCUCAAUGAGUAUUUUCUGUAUAUAAAGAGACAGUCAUCACACAUGCAUGCAUCAGUUUCUGGGUUCUUGAUUUCAGAGAUAUGAGUUGAAUUACUCUUGAUCCAUCAAUGUAGGCUAAUCGUUUAAAUCUGAAUCUAUGGCCUUUAAACAAACCCACUUUUGACAGACCUAUUUUCCAACAAUGACAUAAUAUUUUUAGGUUAUUCAUAUAUAGUUGUGGCACCACGAGACAGUUGGAGAAAGAAACCACAUGUACUUGUUGAGAUUAUUUCAGUUAAAAUGUAUUUGUAGAUAUAUACUGAAAUGUUUUUAAACUUUGAGACAUGUUUGCAUUCAUGUGUACAAUACUGGCACAUAAUGUAUCCCUUCAGCAAAUGUUCAUACUCAAACCUUGCAAGAAUGCUCAUUGUGGAUUCACUGGUAUAUUUAUUACAGGUAUUUAUCAAUUUUACUUCUAGUAUUGUACAUGCUGAAUAAGUGUCUAAAUCUUGUGUGUGGCUACACAUGUUCAUGUACGUAGUGUCCAACAGAUGUGACCUUGUAUUUGUACAUAUCUUUGUAUCAAACCAUUAAAUGACUUCUAACAUA